AUGAAAAUUCGCGGUGGCAUUUCAGUAAUUAUGAUGAACUGUAUGGACAAUUAUUCGUGGGCAAAGGGCACAUGCGAGAUUUCACUUAUAGGUAGGAGAUUAGAGUUGUUGGUCAAGAAAUUUGAUACAAACUUCGUUCACUGCGUUCGAAGGAAACCUGACAAUGAGGAUAGUGUAUCCGAUAAACCUCUUAUUGCUUGGAAAUCUCCCCGACGUCGUACGAGCUUGCCUCUAGUUCAACAGAAUGAUGUGUCCGAUAAAGGUGACCAUGCUUUGGAAGUUGUGCCGCGCAAGAGGGAUGUUGCUGCAGCUGAACAAGACACUGGCCAUGCAAAACGUUCAAAAGUCGCUGUAUGUAAAACGAGUAAGUCUGAUAGUGAUUUCGUGGAUGAGAGCCCUCGACCGCACGGCGUUGGGUUGCCAAAUGAACCGACAACCUGUGAAGAAGACGUACAGCAGCCUGAGAUGUUGUGCCGGCAGGUAUACAUGCAACAAAUUGAUGAUUCUUCAGCCCGUGUCGAUGACGUUCAUGGUUCCCCGAGGCCAAAGAGGCAUAUCAGGGUGACUAGCGCUUUUAAAUCUCCUUACAAACAGAGGGAGAUCGACGUGGACAAGAAAUUAAAUGUGCAAGAGAGGAUGAUUUCUAACUGGAUUAUGAAAAACGACAUGAUUGAUGGGUAUGAACAUUAUUCAACCUUAUAUCAUUUCUUCAAGCCAAAGCCAAAAGGGAAGAGAGGAUCGAGCUACAACUACAAGAUGUUUGCAGAAACCUUAGAAUCAGAAAUCAAACGCAGGUCCCCUCACAAUUUGAAGAAUAUAGCCGUGCGCCGAGAAAUCGGGUCUAAUAGCGAUGUAUAA
Striga asiatica is the source of this 858-nucleotide messenger RNA. NCBI's taxonomy places the organism in Eukaryota, Viridiplantae, Streptophyta, Magnoliopsida, Lamiales, Orobanchaceae. The record is from the annotation of a GenBank genome assembly.